Messenger RNA from Medicago truncatula (barrel medic), 2147 nucleotides. RefSeq names its product probable inorganic phosphate transporter 1-3. The transcript is spliced from 2 exons. Bases 77 to 1678 code for a protein of 533 amino acids. The record is from RefSeq and is a predicted model, not a curated record. Gene Ontology annotation, cellular component: membrane. Gene Ontology annotation, biological process: phosphate ion transport; transmembrane transport. NCBI's taxonomy places the organism in Eukaryota, Viridiplantae, Streptophyta, Magnoliopsida, Fabales, Fabaceae. Gene Ontology annotation, molecular function: phosphate transmembrane transporter activity.
CCUAACUCCUUAUACCACUUUACUUCUUUAUCAACUUGGUUUCUUGCAAGGAGGGAACUAGGUAACAAAUUCAGUCAUGUCUGGAGAAUUAGGAGUUCUAAAUGCACUAGAUGUGGCAAAGACACAAUUGUACCAUUUCACUACAAUUGUGAUAGCUGGAAUGGGUUUCUUCACUGAUGCUUAUGAUCUUUUCUGCAUUUCUCUUGUUACAAAGUUGUUAGGGAGAAUAUAUUACACUGAACCAAAUCCAACAAGACCAGGAACACUUCCACCAAGUGUUCAAUCAGCUGUAACUGGUGUUGCACUUGUUGGAACACUAGCAGGCCAAUUAUUCUUUGGUUGGCUUGGGGACAAAAUGGGAAGAAAAAAAGUAUAUGGUUUGACUCUUAUUCUCAUGGUUGUUUGUUCUGUUGCUUCAGGACUCUCUUUUGGCUCAAGUCCAAAGAGUGUUAUGGCAACACUUUGUUUCUUUAGGUUUUGGCUUGGUUUUGGUAUUGGUGGUGAUUACCCUCUUUCAGCUACAAUCAUGUCUGAAUAUGCUAACAAAAAAACUAGAGGUGCAUUUAUUGCUGCUGUUUUUGCCAUGCAAGGUUUUGGUAUCUUAGGUGGUGGAAUUGUUGCUUUGAUUGUGGUUUCUAUAUUUGAUCACAAAUAUAAGGUUCCUACCUUUGAAGAAAAUCCAGCUGCAUCAUUGUUAGUGCCUCAAUUUGAUUAUGUUUGGAGACUUAUUCUUAUGUUCGGUGCUCUUCCAGCUGCAUUGACGUACUACUGGCGAAUGAAAAUGCCAGAAACAGCUCGUUACACGGCUCUUGUUGCUAAGAACGCGAAACAAGCUGCUGCGGAUAUGUCUAAGGUAUUGCAAGUUGAACUUGAAGUUGAAGAAGAGAAGGUACAAAAAAUGACUAGUGAUAAAAGGAAUAGUUAUGGCUUGUUCAGCAAGCAAUUCGCAAAACGACAUGGUUGGGCUUUGUUUGGAACAUGUAGUACUUGGUUUUUGUUGGAUAUUGCUUUCUAUAGUCAGAAUCUUUUCCAAAAGGACAUUUUUAGCGCAAUCGGAUGGAUCCCUCCGGCAAAAGAAAUGAAUGCAAUUCAUGAGGUUUACAAGAUUGCAAGAGCACAAACACUUAUUGCGUUGUGCAGUACUGUUCCGGGCUACUGGUUCACAGUCGCAUUUAUCGAUCACAUGGGUCGUUUCGCUAUUCAAAUGAUGGGAUUCUUCUUCAUGACUGUUUUCAUGUUUGCUCUUGCCAUACCAUAUGAUCAUUGGAGCAAGGAAGAGAAUAGAAUUGGGUUUGUUGUAAUGUACUCACUAACAUUCUUCUUUGCUAAUUUUGGUCCAAAUGCUACAACAUUUGUUGUACCGGCAGAGAUUUUUCCGGCUAGGUUAAGGUCUACCUGUCAUGGAAUAUCAGCUGCUGCAGGAAAGGCAGGAGCAAUUGUUGGUGCAUUUGGAUUCUUGUAUGCUGCACAAAGUAAAGAUCCUACCAAGACCGAUAAAGGGUACCCAACCGGUAUUGGGAUUAAGAACUCUCUUAUCAUGCUUGGUGUGAUCAACUUUGUUGGGAUGUUAUGCACUUUACUUGUCCCGGAAUCAAAGGGAAAAUCAUUGGAAGAGUUGAGUGGAGAGAAUGAAGGAGAAAGUGUUGAGGACACUCGGCAAGAAGGAUCGGGGGUUUAAACUGUGCUCACAGUCAUGAAUACAGUUCCAGGCGUUGCCGGUGGGACUGUGGGCAUUGCAACGUGAUUUAAGUUUAUAUUUUCUCCAGAUAUUAAUAAUGUCCGUGACAUAUUUAAAAACCUUGUUCCUUUUAUUUUUCCAUCCACAUUUCGUCUCUUCCUGUUGCUGCCCCAUGCGAUCAUCGUUGUGUGAUGUGGCCUGCAAUUGGAAACCAUGAACAAGAUAUGCUAGGAUAGUUUAUGUUUGAUUCAACAAAGGGAUGUGUAUUAUAUUGUUUGAAGAUUUCAAAACUAGUUAUUGGUUGUUUGUAUUGUAUUCACAAUAAUGAUAUAGUUCUUUGCUUCUUGGUGUAAGAACAAAUCCUAUGUAAAGUGUUUGCCUUUGGUUGUAUCUAAUCUACUCUUGUAUAAUUGAUUUUAGCCUUUGUUUAAGAUUGUGGUAACAUGUCUUAAACACAAGUCUUAAUUUU